UCGAACACGAGUGUUCGCUCUCUAUGUCUCAAAACCCGGAAGUAAAUUUUAUAUUCUUCUGUCAAAAUAUGUCAUCCGAAGAUCUCGCAGAUAUUAAGGAGAAAUUUGCAGGAACAUGGAAAGUUGACCGAAAUGAACAUUUUGAAGAUUUUCUGGCCGGUGUUGGCGUCAACUUCUUCAUCAGAAAAAUGGCGGGAUUGGCUCGACCCACAUCAGACAUAGUCGUAGAUCUCGACGAUGAGACGAUUACAAUCACAUUGAACUCCAAAUUCAUGAAGAAAUGCAGCUCUUUCAAACUUGAUACUGAGUUUGAAGACGAAUUCCAAGGCCAGAAAACAAAGGCAAUAGCUACGUAUGAGAAUGGCAAACUUACUAUUAAGAACACCCCAGAAGACACUUCUGUCAAACCAACGACCGCCACACGGGAGAUCACUGGAGAUGGAGAACUUUUACAGACCAUGUGUGUUGAUGAUGUGGUUUGCAAACGAUACUGGACAAAAGUAACGUAAGGAAAACAGAUUAUCAACUCCAGUAUUCCACGAAUGACACGUGCAACAAGCCAUUUAACUGGUCAAUCGGCAUAUACAUUGUAGACACUCACAAAACGCUUUGUCGACAGGAGAAUUUUGUAAACUCUGCCAAGAAAGUAAAGAUCCCUUGAAUAAUAUAUUAAACAAAAAACUACCUGUGAAAUAUUUGACUUUUGGGGCUAUGGCUUGGUCAUAUAUUGUAGCUCGUUUUUGUCCGCUAGGUCGCGAAGCCAUGUAUGACUACUGGGCUUACCUGUUCAAUUGCUUUUUCGUGCUUUUUGCGGUAUAAAGUUAUUAUAUCAUUUUAAGCCAAUGAACCAGAUCAUGUAAUAAUUCUAGAUUAAAUUGGCAUCAGGUUUCAGGGUGAACAUGUGCAUGUAUAUAUGGCAAUUCUAGGUUGUGCAUCACAAUAACCAUAAACGGAUUUAUAAUGAAUUAAACACAGUUGCAAGGUAUUAUUAGGCUUCAGAAAAUAUGCGCGUUUAAAAAGAAAGGCAAAACAACAAAUUUUGCUUCCGGUUGAAAAUUCGAAAUUCCUCGGCCAUUUUCCAUCGAAAACAUUAACAUACAUCCGAGGUUAUUUUCGAUGGAAAAUCGGGCCGAGGUGUUCCGAAUGCCGAUUGCACUGCCGAGAAAUAUAUUGUUUGAUGGGCGGAAUUAUGUUUUUCUAAAUAAAGUUGUGCCUGAAUAUCAUUUCCACACUGAAAAUAAAUACAUUUUAGCAUCUUUGUGCGUUGAAUUCUUGGUACUUACUUAAAUUGUGUAUUAUGAUUGAAUUGUACAUGUACCUACUUUUACUUGUAAAAAGAUUGUUAUGUCCUUUGUCAAUUACUCUGCCAUUUUUUGCCAUACGUAUUUUAAUUAUGAUGUGUUUAUUUUUAGCUUACCUAAGCACGAAGUGCUCAAGGUCAGCUAUUAGGAUUGGUGUUCGUCCGCCGGUCGUCCGUCCGUCUGUUCGUCCGUCAACAAUUGCUCUUAAACCAUCAGGCCAUUUCCAAUAAAACUUCACAGAAAGCGUUCUAUGGUGACCUUUUAUGAAAUACAACAAGACAAAUAUACCAACAAAACACCAACAUGGCUGACUUCCUGUCUUGCUUUAAAAAAUAUCUCUGAAACUUCUGAGUCAAAAUAAUUGAAACGUAUUGUCCAACAAAGCUUACACUGCCGAACUGAUAUCACAGCAUGAACCACCAUGAACCACCAUGAACCACCACCAUGAACCACCAUGAACCACCACCAUGAACCACCAUGAACCACCACCAUGAAUCACCACCAUGAACCACCAUGAACCACCACCAUGAACCACCAUGAACCACCACCAUGAACCACCACACAUAGAUUUCUGAACUUUUUUCCUGCCCUCCGAAUAUAUAAUAGCCAACAUACUUACCACAGAAAGUCAUGGAUUCCAUUAAAUUCCAGACUGGUUACAGUCAUCAUCGAAAUAUAACAAAAAAUAUACGCCGACAACCACUUAUUUAUGUCAGGCGGCUGUUAGUCUCUUGCAAUGAUUGUUCUGGUUGCAGUGCUACUUACAUUACUGAUGCAUGAACACAAAGAUGAAAAAAUAUAGACCGACACCAUCUGUAGAUGACCUACUACAUUGGGAAUAACACAUUUUAUAAGCAUUGCUUUUCCUUACAUAUAUAUCUCAGGUGAUCGAUUUAGGAUCAACAUCGACCUCUUGAUAUUUUAGUACGCGGAUAGAAUUUGCAAUAUUGUUUUGUUUUUUUGUUGUAUGCUGUUAAUGCCUAUACGUAGAUACAAAAUUUAUAUGAGUGGGUUUAAUUAAUUGCUAGACUGAGCAUUAUAUGUGCCAUAUUAUAUAUGAUAUUACUGCAUAAUACUAUUUGUAUGACAAUAAAAUAUUUUUAAACAUU
Molecule: messenger RNA, 2410 nt
Organism: Mya arenaria
Lineage: Eukaryota; Metazoa; Mollusca; Bivalvia; Myida; Myidae
Product: myelin P2 protein-like
Exons: 4
Coding region: 24-509 (161 amino acids)
Biological process (GO): fatty acid transport
Cellular component (GO): cytosol; nucleus
Molecular function (GO): fatty acid binding
Source: RefSeq, a predicted model, not a curated record